GGCAUUCGUCGGACUUGGAAACGUUUGCUGGAUGGUCACUGCGGCAUCGUGAAUGUCAACCACCGCGACUCCAGGUUUAAGGAUUUGCCAUGUCAAAUCGCUGCGGUUGUUCCACCUGGUACAAGGCAGGAUGGUGGAUGGAAAGCUUCCGAAUGGGUGAGCAGAGAUGAUGAGCGCAAGAUGGCUCGAUUUGCCCAGUAUGCCAUGGCAGCUACAGAUGAAGCACUUGAGGAUGCGGGCUGGAAGCCUACUACAUUUGAGCAACGAGAAGCUACAGGAAUCUGCCUGGGAUCAGGUAUUGGGAACUUUGAUGAGAUUUAUGAUACUGUUGUUGCAUAUGAUAAAGGGGGCUACAGAAAGGUGUCUCCUUUGUUCGUACCAAGACUGUUGAUUAAUCUCGGCGCCGGUCAUAUUUCUAUGAAGUAUGGGUUCAUGGGAGCCAACCAUGCGGCAACCACUGCAUGCACGACAGGAGCGCAUUCCAUAGGAGAUGCAGCUCGUUUUAUCGCGUGUGGAGAUACAGAUGUGAUGGUAGCCGGUGGAGCAGAGUCAUGCAUUCAUCCUUUGGCAAUUGGGGGCUUUGCUCGUGCGCGAAGCCUAGCUAUAGACUUCAAUAAUGACCCAGAAAAGGCAUCGAGACCCUUUGAUGCGGAUCGUAAAGGUUUUGUGGUCGGCGAAGGUGCGGCGAUAGAGCUGGAGCAUGCAAAGGCUCGAGGUGCUCGCAUCUAUGCAGAGCUAAAGGGCUACGGCUGCUCGGGCGAUGCGCACCAUAUGACCUCACCCAAAGAAAACGGCGAAGGGGCGUUUAUGGCCAUGAGAAAAGCUUUAAAAAGUGCACAACUUCCGCCAUCCGCAGUGGACUAUGUCAACGCGCAUGCUACCUCAACUGUCGUUGGAGAUGCCGCCGAAAAUGCUGCGAUUAAAUCACUUCUUCUUGGACCAGGAGGCAAGCAGAGAGCUGCAGAUGUGAAUAUCAGCAGUACUAAGGGUGCCGUGGGUCAUCUUCUUGGAGGCGCAGGUGCAGUUGAAGCUGUAUUCAGCGUUCUCGCCAUUCAAGAGAACGUGAUGCCUCCGACCAUCAACCUGGAACGUCUUGCCGAUGGAUUCGACUGCAAUUAUGUACCGAACCAUGCGCAGGAACGGCAGGUUAAUGUGGCUCUGACGAAUAGUUUUGGAUUUGGGGGGACAAAUAGUAGUCUCUGCUUCUCAAGAUACACCUAG
Messenger RNA from Aspergillus wentii DTO 134E9, 1221 nucleotides. Its product is annotated as putative beta-ketoacyl synthase (Cem1). Gene Ontology annotation, molecular function: 3-oxoacyl-[acyl-carrier-protein] synthase activity. The record is from RefSeq and is a predicted model, not a curated record. The transcript is spliced from 6 exons. NCBI's taxonomy places the organism in Eukaryota, Fungi, Ascomycota, Eurotiomycetes, Eurotiales, Aspergillaceae. Gene Ontology annotation, biological process: fatty acid biosynthetic process. The annotation marks the transcript as partial.